CUCUGCGUGAAAUGAAAACACAGGCGGAAGGAGAGAUAGGUUGAGAGAGUGCGUGACUGUUUCUCGUGCAAUAAAAUUGAACUUUAUACAGAAGAGUGAGUGAGGCAGGGAUGCGGCAGGGCAGGAGACAAUCAGGGCAGCCAUGGCAGGGGUGAGGGAGAGUCAGAGAGAGAGAGACAAGACUUGCUGCCUUUGUGGUGGUGGUGUGGUGUUGAGCAGACUGUGAGUGUGCACCUUCCUCAUUGACUGACUGACUGACUGACUGACUGUGCUGCACCUCUGGCCAGCAACACAGUGCUGCAUUGCUCUGCUGUGUGAUGCAGUGCUGCUGCAGCACCACACACCUGUGCUGCUGCUGCUGCUGCUCACUGGGACAAGGCCAGUGUGAAGAGGACAAGGCAGGGAGAGCAUCACACCAUGUGCUGCGUGCAGUGAGGGGGAGUGUGGAUGACAGUGGAGAAUCCAGCAGCAGCAGCACGGUGGUGUGUGGUGCAAGAUGAGCAAGACUGUGCUGGUGUUGAACGGCCAGACCGUGAUCCUCACCAGCGAUGCUACUGACACGAUGGUGCAGGGCAGUGCCCCCUCCCCACCCCCUACUGGAGGAGGCUCCAGCACCAGCCAGGCGUGGCCCUGAGGUGGCACAGUGCCACCAGCAGGACAGCCAGCCUGGCGUGCUGCAGGUGCAGGUGCAGGGCCGUGAGGUGCCGGGGUUCAUGGUGACCCCGGGAGGGGGUGGGGAGCCAGCUUUGCACAAGGUGGUGGGGGGGCAGCCCUUGCACACUGUCCCAGGGGUGGAGGAGGGCCAGGAAGCCUUGGCCGGGAGGAGUGCGGUGAGUGAGGGAGGCUUCCUACAGCUGCCAGUGGCCCCCACACAGGGCACGGCCAGCCUGGGGGAGCAUCGGGGUGGUGGCCUGGGGGGGGAGGUGUUCACCAUCACUACAGACCGCCUGGGGCAGGGCCAGAGCAGCACACAGCACCUGCAGGGCCUGGCUGACCUGGUGCACCUACCCCUGGCUGCCCCUGAGGUGAAGGGGCCACCAGGCAGCCUGGAGCAUGAGGAACAGGGGCAGGGCCAGGGGCAGGGCCAGGGUGAGAGUCAGGGACAGAGUGAAGGUGGCAGCCUGUCCACACUGGUGGCCAUCAUCCAGGCAGAGGACGGCACCACACACACCAUUGAGCUCACCCCGGAGGAGGCGUGCCGCCUUGACCUGCUGUCCACCACCACCACCACCACCACCACCACUGCCACCACCACCCUGCAGCCCCUGGCCGUCUGCUCCUCAUCCCUGGUGGCCACGGUGGCCGGGGAGCAGCACCCCAGGCAGGCCACUGGGGAAGAGGCUAGGCUGCCCCUGGCAAAGGAGUGUCCCACAGUAUUCCCUGAUGGCCCUGCAGGCACUGGGGGCCUGGGUGGGGAGGGGGAGGGUGAGGGUGAGGGGGACGUUAGCCUGGGGCCAUUCCUGCUGAUCCCAGAGUACAACAGUGAUGGCAGCGUGUCUACCGUGCUGCAGCUGGCCGGCACAGAGGCCGAGGCUGCCACUGCUACUUCUGUGCCUGUGACACCAGCAGUGACCAGCGAUGUGCACCAUACCACCACCGCCGCCGCCACCACUACCACUACUACCCCUACCACCACUGUCACUACCACCACCACUACCACCACCACCACUAGCAGCAGCCUGUCCUUCAUUGAGCUGAAGAAGCCUGUCACCACCACCACCACUACCACCACCACCACUCUUGCCUUCCCUCGCAGCGGGCAGGGCGUACAGAGGAUCAGGCUGCCCCUCGCCCCGCCGGUGAGCACAGCGGCAGCCCGUACACACAGCGUGCUUCGAGGCAAGACUCCAGAAUGGCGGGCUGUGGCACUGACCCCUGGGACAGGCCCCAGGGUGUCCCACAAGGUGUCUGGCACCACCUAUCUCAGGGACAUUGCCAAGAGAACCAAGUUCAGGAACCUGACGUCUUUCCUGGAGGGCAAGGAGGAGAAUGCAGGGCCAUGUGAGGCAUCCCUGGCACCUCUGGCACCCUACUCCAGCAGUGCCAGGCCCUUCAGUGCCACACCUGGGGUCAGUCUGUUGAGGACAGUGCCAGCAGUGCCAGCCAUCACCAGGACAGUACCAGGGGUCAGCACCCCUCGGCCAGCAUCCCUUCCCACCCACAUGUUGGUGCAGGAGGUGCCCCCAACCUCCAGAGACGGCACCCUCACCAUCAGGGUCAGUACCGGCCCCAUCAACGCUGCCACCACCACCGCCGCCUCCACCAUCACCACCACCACCACCACCACCGCUGCCAUGCUACAACCCCAACCGCCAUCCCUCCUACCACCACCACCACUACCACCACCACCACCACCACCACCACCACCACCACCACCACCCAUCUCCACACCCACGCCUUCCAUCAAGUGUGCAGAGUUCGCGGAGAGUGUGGGCACCAGCACCCUGGCGGCCUCGGACUCCACCAGCCUCACCUCCAUCGUGUACUGCUCCUCCGGCGGCGACGACACGCCCUUUGCUGUGCACCUGCCGGGCGGGGACAGCACCAAGCCCCUCGGCUCCAGUGAGAACCCCAUACAGCUGGUGCAGCAGGGCAACACCUUCCAGGCACUACAGCCGGUGCAGGAGAGGCAGCUGGAGCAGAUCACAGCCCUCCUGCAGCAGCGUCGCAUCACAGCACCUCCCACUUCCCACCACGACGAGAUUUAUGACCCCAAGACCAACAUGAAGAUUGUGUAUAAGGUGGUGUACCCUGAGGAUGUCUUGCCAGAGGAGGAGGAGGAGGAGGAGGAAGAGGAGGACCUGGAGGGCAUCACCAAGGAGGAGGAAGACCCAGGCUGCAGCAUCAAGGAGGAGGAUAUUUGGGAGGGUCACACAGUCUUCCUGGAGGAGAAGAGGCGAGGGAGGAAACCCAAGGACUGGAGGAAAUUUCGGCCACCUCAGGAAGAGAUACUGGAGGAAGAUUUCAUGGAGGAGAGUGAGGAGAAGAAGAAGCCAGUCUCCCGCACUCGGUCAGGCCGUAUCUCUCGGCCGCCGCGCCACAUGAUGAAAGACUUCAAGCACCUACACCCGGUCAACUUCAACGACGACAUCAAGAAGAAGGACUCCAGCAGCUUUGGUUACCUGGACUAUGAGGAUUAUGUUCCCUCGGAAGCAGAGAAGGCGCCCGAACCUGUGAUUGCUGACCUGCCGCGGCGCAAGAAGAGGGAGAUGCCGCCACUGACGCGCCUGCGCUACACGUGUGCCACCUGUGGCAAGCUGUACAUGGGGCGCAUAGAGGCACACUACCGCAAGUUCCCUGACCACUGCCGCAAGCUUCCCCCAUCCCCGACUGACCCCAAGCAGUCCUACUCCACCAUCAAGACUCUCUCGGACGCCAAGGUGGGGGAGGGAGGUGAGGGCAGUGAGAUACAUAAGUCCGUUUUGAGUCCGACACCUGGCACCCCCGCCUCGGAGACCAGCGGAGAGCCCGGCCUGCCCAUGGAGACGCUGACUGCCCUGCCACACCACCAGCAGGAGGCCCAUCAAGCUCCUGAGGACCUGCUGGGCAUUAAGCUUGAGGCAGAUGACCCACAACAGAUGACAGCAAAGGCCAGGCGAGGACGUGGCCGAAGGAAGGGAAGGGCCCGCCGCGGUAGGAGGGGGCGGCCAGCCAGGGUGUCUCCCCCAAGUGCCGCUGCUGUGGCUCCCCCACCCACCAACCCUACCAAGGUCCUGGAAAAGAUCCUGAGUGCCUACACCUCACAGGACAUCCAGAGCGCCGUGGGACACCGGCUCUUUGAGAACCUGAGUCCGUGGCAGCUGCUGUGUCUGCGUGUGGACCGGGAAGGCGGCUGGCCACAGUGGCAGGAGAGACUACGCCUGCUGGAGGACCUGCUGAAGGAGUGCCAGGAGGAAUUCUUCAGCCAGACAGAGCCACUGCCAAGAUCUGCCACAGCCCAGCAGGAGGAGGAGGAGGAGGGAGGCAAGGUGUGUGAAGGUGGUGGUGAAGGAGUGCCUGGGAAUGGUGCUUCACAGCCUCCCAGUACCAGUGACAGCCAGGAUGUUCCAAGUGGAGGGGAUGCAGUGGCCAAGGGUGACUCCUCCUCCUCCUCCCCUGCCUCCUCAUCAUCCUCCUCCUCCUCCACUGCCAUGGCUGUCAAGAAAGAGGAGAAUGGAAGUUUUGAGGUGUCUGACUAUCUUGCUGGCAUCUUUGGGGUGAGGAGCUGUGAGUACCAGCUGCGGCAGCAACCCACCUCUCCGCCCUCCCCAGUGGUGCAAGAACCCCCAGUGCCUCAUGUGGACUCAUACUUAUGUCAGGUGGGUUCCUCCCCUCCCCUGGUCACCUUUGGCAAGCGCUCCCUGGAGGACGAAGGGAGUGAGGACACAGAGUCACCACCAAAGAAAAGAGAGAUGGAACCAGAGGAUGUGGUGCAGAAGCAGACCGUCACCAGCGUCACUCUGGAGGCUGACAUGGCGGCAGGAACAGGUGUCAUGUCUGGCAAGAAGAGUCAGUUUGGCAGUGGCAUAGACUGUGUCAGCUCAGCACUGGAGGCAGCAGCAUGUGACCUUGAGCUGCCUCCCUACAGCCUGCCUGGCCAGCUGUCCCCGGUCAGCAGUGCCAGUCUCAUCACGGUACAGUCCACGCCAUCCAUGCUCGCCAGUACACCACAGUCCAUCACACAGCUGCCCGUCACACCACUGCCCAUGGCACAGCUGCCCAUCACACCACUUCCCGUUACACUGCCUCACCUAAGUGAGUGUGUGACAGCCAGCAGCAGCAGUACCACACUCACCACGGCUCACCCAGCAACCUGCAGCACUCCAGCCUCCAGCCUGCCUCUGGAGAUCCCCAGCUUCUCCACCCACAGCACGUCCCCUCCCACACUGGCCCCCUGCCUGCCCCUCACCUCCAUGGACACCUCUUUCAUCCCCACCACCAUGCCGCAGGUCAACGCCAUGCAGCAGAUUCCUCUCGGGGACAUGGACAUCACUGCAGAGGACCUUCCCAGGCUGCUCAGUGAGGGCACCGGGCUGGUGGUGGGCGGCAGUGGUGAUGGCUGCGACGCUCCCAAGCUGCUGGACACGUCGGGAGACACUACCGACCUCAGCGAGAUGCUCUUCAAGCUGCAGGAAGCCACGGCAAGCAUCAGCCAGGGCCAGGAGAACACUCUGGGCCCUCACUUGUACCAGGAGGCUGUCAGUGGCAACAACCCCCAGCUCAUGACACCAGAGAGCCUACACACACCAGGGGUCAGCCUCACCUCUCAAGACUACAGCACUGUUGUGGGCGGCACUCUCAACCCACACACUAACCUCACCUUGAAACUGGAUGCCUCACAGGGCCGGGGGGAACCCUCCAUGCCGUUGCUCACAUUCUCAGGUGCACUAAACUCAGAAUUUCACUCUGACUCAACCCUGGGUCAGUCGGUGAGUCGCAGCGAGGACAGCAGCAAGAUCAGUGCCAUUCUGAGUGGGGUCAGUGGCCAGCAGAAUGGUGCUGGCAAGGAGCAGGAAGGUGACAGGCUCAACAUGGGGUUUGGCAGUAAGAUCAGUGCCAUUCUGAAUGGGGUUGAUGGCCAGCAGAAUAGCACCAGCAAGGAGCAGGAAGGUGACAGGCUCAACAUAGGGUUUGGAACUUCUAAUUUAGGAAUGAGUGAGUUUGAGGACUUGCUGAAGAGGUAAAGAGACUUGCGUUUCUUAAAGAGCUUUGCAGUUCUUUCCAGUUCUCAGUCAUUAGAGUUUUUAUUUUUUAUUUUUUUAUUUUUUUAUUUUAUUCAAUUUUUUCUACUGACUCACUCACAAUGUGUCUGCCUUGCGUGCUUGUGUCCACCUACUUGCAUUUCUCACCACUCCAGGUGAUGGUGGUGGUGGUGGUGGUGCUGGUGGUGGAGAUCCAUAUCAUUAUGAAAGGGAGACAUUGCUUUCAUAUUUUAUCAUAUCCAAAUGUUGCUCAAAGGACUGCAUUUUCAAACUUUUAGGUGUCUUAUCUUGACUACUUCAACAGGCUCUUGUGGAUAUUAUCAGGGUUUUCAAGGGUAUUUUCAUGAUUCUAUGUUUAGAAAUAUGCAAACCAGUGUAUGCUGUUGGGCCUUGCUGUGGAAGUAUGUGACCAGCUGUGCAUGUGUUCCUGGGGGUAGUAGGGUGGUCCAUGAGACUGUCCCUUUCCACCAGGAGCUAAUGGGACUUGUAGUGUGAUUGAUGUGUGUGUGUGUGAGGGUGAGGUACUUUAUUUGGGCCAUCCUUUGUGGGAAUGCCAGCUUAGUAUAUUGAUAGAUAGACUACUACUACUACUACUACUACUUGAUUGACAGGGGUAAGAGUGUGAGUGAUAUGUGUGUGAGUGUGUGGUGCAUUGUCUGGGCUGCCCUGUGUGGGAUUGCCAGCCUGGUAGACAGACACAACAAGGACUCUGUAACAUCACUGGCACAACACUCCUUUGAAAACUCUACUAAUUAUCCCUGUAGUCUUUGAAAAUAGUCCUUACAAGAGACCAGAGUGUUUCUAAAUAUGGACCAAACCCUCAUUGCAUUCUCUCAUCCAGUCAUAACUCUGCAGGGUAGUUGGUGCGAGGCAGAUGUUGCAGCACAAAUGUGACCCCUUGGUUGUGUUGAAAUAGGGUGUGUUGAUCAUUGUAUGUUUUACCAUUAGAAGAGAACCUUGGUCCCUCCCAUCACCCAUAGUGUUUGUUUAGCGCAGAUUGCUUCACAGAGACAUGUCGUUCUCGUUCAUGUGUUUUUUACCUUCUGAUUAUCGGAAAGUAGAUGUUUACAGAGGAACCUUGUGAUAGUUAGCGGAGUUACAUUAACUGACACACACACACACACACACACACACACACACACACACGCACACACACACACACACACACACACACACACACACACACACACACACACACACACACACACACACACACACACACACACACACACACACACUAGGUAAUUCAUACAGUGCCAAAGUUAUUUUUAAGCCGAUAACCAAUAUAUUUGUGUACACUUAUCACUCAAUGAGCUUUAUUGUAAUCUUGCCUCAUGAACAAUUAUUAGUGUGUGAGUCAGUGAACUGUCUAUUAAGUUGUGCAGCCGAGCAAAGCUAAGCACAGUGCAGCAGCAGCAGCAGCAUGGGGACAGCACAGCAUGAAGGCACUAACUUGUACGGUGCAGCAUUUAACAGCAUUACAGCUUAUAUCGAUCAAUAACGGCAUAUCAGCUAUUCCAUUAAGACAGUUAUGUGAUAAAAGGUAACAUUUCAUCUACUAAAAGUUUAAUGCUUUCUGAAAAUCAUCACUUCUUGCUCAGUGAGAAUACAGCAUGGUGUCUUUAAUAUGCUUCUGUCACCACACUCUUGUCACUUGACCUCCGAAACUGCACUGGAUUCUUGUAUGGGGGUGUGUACUCCUUCCCAGCGCAUGGCAGGGCAGAGGUGCAGCAACAGGCAUACUCUACACUCGUCUAUAAGACUGGACAGGACAGAAGCUUUGAACUGUAAUCUCAAACAUUUUGGCAUCUCAUCUCUGCUGCUAUAAAGAGGUUGUCGUGCAAGUAUUGGAGAGCUUUCAAGUUGAUUUCAUGAUUCUAGUAAUAGUUUUAGCAAGGAUUCUGCUUUGCUUACGGCAAAAGCAGCCGGAACUCCCAACUCGUCAUCUUUGCAGCUUGCAAAAACAGUCUUGGUGAGAGGCCAGAGUGUGUGAGGUUACAGGUGUGAGGUACAGAUUUAUUUGGCUGCCAGUGCUGCAGAGAUACAACUCAUGGCUUGUCUUUUCCCUUGGCUGAAGGAAACUUGCAGUAUUAGUGGUUAGUAGACAUGAUAGUGAAUGUGAGGACUGCUAAUUGUGACUCAGUAUCAUCAUCAUCAUAUGCAUUAAUAGCUAACAGAUUAGAUACAGACUUCUCUGUGUAUUAUUCAUUUUAUUGUUUUUUGUUUACCAUUUAGCCAAGGGAAGAGAUCAGCCAUGCAUUGUGAUCAAAUAAUCAUUCUUGUUGUGAACAAUAGUCACUUCCUUAGCAUUCAGUUAUAUUUGAUGUGUAUGUGUGUGUGUGUAUGAACAUUAUGUAUGGUAGUAGUAGUAUAUAUAGGUAUGUACCUUUAUUGACAAAUGUAUUAUUUUUCUGAUAUGUACUGUACAUGCAAAGAGGAAAAAAGGGUUUUUGAAACUAUCUUGCUGUAAUGACUCUUGUUUUGAAUGAGUGAGGUGUUGGUGUGAGGGACUUGUGAGAGGAAGGUGCCAGGAAUGUAAGGCGUGUGACUGUCACUGUGUCACUGCUGCCACUUGUAUCCUGAUGUGUGUGUCAUAUCUGUCAUCACCUGUGACACCUACUGUUUGGCUCGUCACGUGCCUGUCUUGCUCACUCGCCUGUCAUGCUGGGUUGUCGUGCACAGACUGGAUACUGGCUGUCAUUUAUCUGUAAGUAAUUGUACUGUAAUUCUGCAAGUAAUUGACCAUGCAUAAGAGAAGAACCUACUUCAUUUGAACUAUACAGGAAGGAAAACUGCAUUUGUUUAAGGAGUUUGUGAGCAAGUAUUUGAUGCAUGAAGGACUGACUAACCUCUCUGCCUCCCUUGACCUAAAUAGACUAGUGGCUAUUAAGACUUAGUGUGAGCCACUACAGAUUGCAAGGUGCCUCUAUUUAUCAUCAGUAAUCCUCCAGGAAAAAGUGUACUUUUGUGUCAACAUUAGUGUGUUAUUACCACACCGAGACCCUUACUCAAAUCAUCUCCUUGUAUAUACGUCAAGAUUUGUAGGUGCAGGUCUGAAUGCAUCCCAGAACUUUGAGUGUAGGUGUUGAUCUCAGUGGUGGAGAAACAGAAAGAUAUUGGCUUACACUUUGGAACUCAGGAACAGCCUGAAGAAGAGGAGGUGUAGCAAUGUUGGUGUGUUCUCUCAGACAGUCAGAAAGUAGUGCAGGUAUAUUGUUACUCAAGAACAGCCUCAAGAAGAAGAGGUGUAGCAGUGUUGGUGUGUUCUCUCAGACAGUCAAAAAAUAGUGCAGGUAUAUUAUGACUCGAGAACAGCCUGAAGAAGUGUAUCAGUGUCUGUGUCUCCUGAAGGCGAGUGAAGAAUGGAAGUAUCACUUGUUUCCCAUUAUUCAUCACUGUUCGUACUGCCAUGUAUCAUUUUACUUGUAGAAUGAAUUACUGCCAUUAUUAUCAUUAGUUCAUUCACAGGGAAGGUAGUGCACAGAUGAAUACAAACCAAACGAGCUUUGUUUUCAUUUGCUUCACAGUAUUAUGGAAGAAGGACCAUUAUUAAUAUGUGCUGUCAUCUUUAGUAUUGCUGUCAUUAUUGUUACUGAAAUGGAUGAUUUUUUAAGACAUGAGCUUUUACACUUCUUGGUGUAUAUAGAUUUCUUUUCUUACAUGGCAUUUCCUUAUCAGUGUUUCAGUGGUUUCAAUUUCUUGUCAUGUUAUUAUACUUUUUUUUCCUUGUGUAUUAAGAUACAUGUUGGAAUAUGUACAUUUAUUUUGAUUUGGUACACAUUGAGAUGAUGAGGAUGAUAGUGAUGAGAAAGAGAGAGAGGGGGAGAGUGCAUACUUCUGUGAUGAUUGACUGUGUGUGUGUGUGUGUGUGUGUGUGUGUGUGUGUGUGUGUGUGUGUGUGUGUGUGUGUGUGUGUGUGUGUGUGUGUGUGUGUGUAACAGACUUACAUUACAGGCAUUUUACAUUACUAAUUUAACAUUGCUGAGCUAAGUCUUGCCAAACGCAAGACAACCUUUUUCUAUGUUCAGACCAACUUAGCCAAUAGGUAUUACAUUGUUAUCUGUCCCAGCUUAGCAAGAAGGUUUAUGGAGAGGAUAGGCAGUGAAUGUUGUGCUGAGAGAAAGGUUAUCAAUUAGUUAUUAGUUUUUUUUGAAAGAGGAGGAAUAGAAGACAAGUGAUAAGGAUAGGAACAAAAGGACUUAGUUGAAAUAUUACAGUUACCAGGAUGAGAAGAGGAAUAGAAGACGAGAGAUAAAUAUAGAAACAAAUGGGCUUGUUUUAAUAAUAGAAUUACCAGAAUGAGAGGGGAAAUAGAGACAGACAGACAGACAGACAGAUGGCCAGUAUAGGAAUAGAAGUAAGUGAAGUCUUCUGUCAUAACCAUAAUAUUUGCAGAAGACUAAACAAAUAUGUACCAGAGGGGACUGAAGUAGAUCCCACCUAAACCUGCAUCAGUGACAUUUCUUUUGCCAUUCAGUACCAAUGUUACUUAGGUACUGCCAUUGCUCAUUUCAGCUGUGCAGUCAGCAAGGAAGAAAAUAUCAAGUUAAUCAGCAUAGUUAACUUGUGUACUGGCCUGUCCAUCUAUUCCCGUCAGCCCCCCAGUUUUCAGUGUACCAAAAUAUACAAGCCACUUUCAGUUCAAUGAGUUGUGAAUAUUUGAGUAGGAUGAGGAUGCCUGCUGCCUAUAUUAAACUGAGCUGAUCUA
Scylla paramamosain (green mud crab) is the source of this 10389-nucleotide messenger RNA. Its product is annotated as mucin-17-like. The transcript is spliced from 9 exons. Lineage: Eukaryota; Metazoa; Arthropoda; Malacostraca; Decapoda; Portunidae. Bases 549 to 5663 code for a protein of 1704 amino acids. The record is from RefSeq and is a predicted model, not a curated record.